AUGGCAUCCGAGGCUGUAGCUACCGGUAGCUCUGGUGAGGGUCUCACCCCCGCCCAGAAGCUCAUGGAGCAACACAACCAUCAUGUCACCGUGGAGGACGUUGUCGACGAAGAGGAUCUCGCCCAUCCUCCGCCGUCUGCCGCCCUCAAAUCUGAUGCCGCCGAUGGCGCUUCUGCCGCUGCUCCCCUGAGCGAGAAGGCUGCUGGCAAGCAAAAGGCCGCCGACCACCCCGCGCCUAGCAAGAAGGCCUCUGGGCUCAACACCGCAUCCGAGGAAGCUUUCCCAGCUCUCGGCCCCGUCAAGCCCCGCGCUCAAGCUGUUGCACCCACUUGGGGCAAGAAGCCUGCCUCGCUCGCUGCGAAUGGGGCCAACGGCAGCGGUCCGGCUUCGCGUGCCUCAACCCCGGCCUCUGGAACAGCUACCCCUGCAUCUAUUCCCACCUCGCGUGGACCCGCCCUGCCGAGCAUGGCUCUUCCCGGCAAACAUAAAGAGCAGAUUGCAUUCCUCACCUCUGACCUCAAGCCGCUGAAGGAGCUAAAGAAGCCUAUCCCCCAGAUCAUCCACGACAUUAACAAGCGUUCCAAGGCGAGGCUCGAGCGCAAGGAGUCUCCAAACGGCGUCAUCUUCGAAGCUACUGGUCCUGCGCCUGCUGUUCGACAGUCCUUGCUGGAGAUUGCCAAUGAGGUGCUCGCCAAGCAAUCCGUCAAGCUCUCAGUCCCUGCAUCGGUUCGUCCUUUCAUCAUCGGUCGUGGCGGCGACAAGAUCAAGGAAAUAAGUAGUCGAUCUGGUGCACGCGUUCAGAUCCCCAAACAAGACGUCCAAGACGAAGAUGACGAAGUCGACGUGAUCAUUGAGGGCAACGCUCUUACGGCCGGAAUUGCACGCCAGGAGAUUAUGGCCAUCGUGAAGGAGCGUACCUCUACUGUGAACCUACGACUCAAGGACAUCCCGGCCGAAUACUAUCCCUUCCUCGCUGGGCCUCGUAACGCCCAUGUUGAGAAUCUCCAGGGGAACCGUGAUGUUCGCGUUCAGAUUCCGCAUUACUAUACCUGGGAUAAUCAGGCCCCUGCUCAGGCACCCAGCAACUUCAUCCCACAAGCCAAGUACCCUAUUCAGAUAUCUGGUGAUCGGGAGGCCGCACAGCAGAUUCAGGCUGAGCUUCAGCGCCGCGUGGAGCAGUUGCGCAAUCAGCUCGCUAUCGAACGUCAAAACGUAGAACGCGGUCGCCACCAGUUCAUUGCCGGUGAGCGUGGAUAUUCGCUACAUGACUUCCUCGAAGAAACCGGCUGUACCAUCAUCGUACCCCCGAGCACUGACCCGAGCGAGGACAUCUACGUUGUCGGACCCAGCGACAAGAUUAAAGCUGGUAUGGAUAAACUUGACGAGAUUGCGUACAGCAUGCAAUCCGCAAUGGCUGACAGCACCCGCGAACACCGUGGACCAAAUGCUCAAACGCACGCCCGCAAUUUAACCCGCUAUCUUCAGGAACGCGAGCUCAUCAAGGAGCUCGAGCGUGCACAUAACACGAGUAUCGUUGCCCCAAUGGAGCGAGACGGACCGACUGCAUGGGAGAUCUACGGCAAAGAGGCCAAGGACACUCAGAAGGCGCGUAGCGACAUCAUGAGUAUCUUUGCCGGUCACCCACCGUCGCGAUUUUCGACGGUGAACGUAGACCCGUUUUAUCACCAACACCUACGAGCGCGAAAUGCACAGCAUGUGCGCGACAACAUGGGUGUGCAUAUUGUCUUCCCAGUUGAAACAGAUGAGUCGCCUGAGCUCGUCCUUGUUUACGAGGGUCCCACUCCCCAAGCCGAAUAUGUCGUCCCUCGUGGUGCACCACCCUCUGCUGAUGUACAAGCGUAUCAAAAGGCGCUGCGAGAGGCUCAGGCUUUCAUCCAAGGUUUAACAAGCAAGCAGCAAGAACUUGCUUCUCGAGAUAUCGAGGCGCAUGCCAAAUUCCACCCAAAAAUUCAGCGCUUCGUCGAAAAAGAGCAGCAAGGUCUCAGCCAAGAUCAGAUUCCCAUUCAGCUGCUCUUCGGCGACCGUCGCCCCAAUGCUAGCGCUUCGAGCAACAACUUCGGCAUGCGUGGACCUGUUGAUGCACUCGAGGACCUGCAUUCCAAGGUCCUUGCUUUCAUCGAGCAGGAGAAGAAGGAUGAGCUUGAGCGCGGGUACACAAUUUCCUUUGACUUCCCACAGAAAUAUGCCAACUUCCUCAUUGGCAAGGGCGGCGAGAACAUUCGGAAAUUGCGAGAAGAAUUCGACGUGGACAUCCAAGUCAACGAUGGGAAGGUUGAGCUCAAGGGUCCCCAGGCCAAAGCCCACGCCUGUAAAGCCCAUAUUGAAGCCCUUGGAAAACGCCUUGCGGAUGAGGCUACUCAUACUCUAAAGGUCAAGCCUCAGUACCAUCGCGAUUUGAUUGGUGCUAAGGGAAGUACUGUGAACCGUUUGCAAGAGCGCUACAACGUCCGCAUCAACUUCCCCCGAUCCAGUGGAAAGGCCGAUGACGAGGCUGCUGGUGAGGGUGCAUCGCAGCGCAAUUUCCGCGCUCAGGCUCCUGACGAGGUCAUUGUUCGCGGUCCACGCAAGGGCGCAGAUGAGGCUCGUGACGAAAUCCUUAGCCUGUUGCAGUAUGCCAUCGACAACUCCCACGCCGAUAGUGUUUUCGUUGCACAGAGUCAAGUUCCUCAAUUAAUUGGUUCGGGUGGCCGAGAGAUGGAGAAUCUCCGAUAUGCAACUGGAUGUCAAAUCGAUGUCCCUGGCGCUCGUGAAGGUGCUGAUCCUUCUGGUCGCGCUGAGAUCAAGCUCAAGGGUACCAAGAAGCAAGUCGAGGAGGCCAAGAAGUUGUUGCAGGAGCGUGCGAAGGUUUUCGAUGACACCAUCGUGAAGACCCUCGAUGUGGAUAGGAAGCAUCACCGAUCCCUCAUCGGCGGAAGCGGUUCCAAUAUUCGCUCAAUCGUUAUCGCUGCCGGCGGGCCUGACAACUCACGCGAGUUGGCGCGCAUGGUUCGAUUCCCGCGCCCCGAGACAGAUGAAUCUGUGAUCCGUGUUGAGGGACCCAAGAAUGUAGUGGAAAAGAUUGUGGCCUCAUUGCAGGCUCAAGUGGACACUCUGGAGAAGCAAGUAAUCGAAAUAGUGGAGAUCUCACCCGACAAACAUAGACUACUAAUUGGUCGCGGCGGUGAGACUCGUCGAUCUCUGGAAGAGAAGUUCGCCAUCCAGCUUGACGUCCCCAAGCAAUCGACCAACGGUGCCGCACGGUCGCAGGUGAAGAUCUCUGGAGAGCCGGCCCAGGUGCAGCAGGCCAAGGAACAUAUUCUUGACUUGGUCAAGGGCCAGGAAGGCGAGACUAUACAGGUGCCGCGCCACCUGCAUCAUUCUAUCUCCGACAACGGCCAAUUUUUCCGCCGUCUCCGUAAUGAGCACAAGGUGACAGUCGACCAUGCCGGCCAGCAGGUACCAGCUAGGCCGACUCAAGAGCAAGGCGGCAAGGCUCGAAAGGGUGCGAACGGCGAUCUGCCUCUCAUCACCGAUGAUACCACCGCCGGAGCGGACGCACACUCCUGGGAAAUUGUAGAGCACAAUCCCGCCGCUGGAGAAGUCGACACAUCUGCCACCAUUCCUUGGAUCCUUCGUGGACCUGCUGACAACCUCCCCAAGGCCCGCCAGGUGCUGGAGAAGGCUAUCGAGGCUGCAUCGAAGCCUUCUGCUCACGGUUACCUGAUCCUUCCGGACCCGCGCAGCUAUAGGCUCGUUGUUGGCCCUGGCGGUAGCACAAUCAACAGCAUCCGCAAGAAGACUGGCACGAAGGUACAGGUACCGCGCGACCAAGCUAAGGAUGAGGCUAUUGAGAUUGUGGGCUCUAAGCAGGGAUGUGAGGACGCCAGGGACAUGAUCUUGGAAAUAGUGUCUCGCGGGGGGAAUGGUGGUCAGAAAUAG
Paraphaeosphaeria sporulosa is the source of this 3939-nucleotide messenger RNA. RefSeq lists its product as uncharacterized. Gene Ontology annotation, biological process: nuclear division. The record is from RefSeq and is a predicted model, not a curated record. Gene Ontology annotation, cellular component: cytoplasm; nucleus. The transcript has 2 exons. Lineage: Eukaryota; Fungi; Ascomycota; Dothideomycetes; Pleosporales; Didymosphaeriaceae. Gene Ontology annotation, molecular function: mRNA binding. Bases 1 to 3939 code for a protein of 1312 amino acids.